UGUAAACAUAAAUCUGACAGUCGUUGAACUCUUAUCCUAUCAUAUCGCCGUAUUUUAUUUGUUGAUGAAUUAUUAAACGGAAGAAAGCAUCAUCCACCCACACGACUCCGUUCGUACAACAAAAAACCGCCUCAAAUUCCCUAAAUCAAGUUAGGUUUUCGAUUCAGGAUCAUUCAGAUUCAGAUUUAGGAUUCGUUGUUUCGAUUCAGGACUAUUGAUAGGUGAAAUGGCGGUGGCGUUUUCACAGUUUUCGUGGUGGUUAUGGAGCGGAAAACACCAAGAUACAAAAAUCCGCACCAGGCCGUCCAAGAAUUCCGCAACAGCAUCUGACAUAAACAUGUUGGAAUUCGACAACUUAAAGUUCUCAUCGGUAAAUGUGGCAUCCACAUCUAAAAGAGGAAAACGAAAAUGGCAGAGUCGAAGGGAACGUAAGGUUGAUAAAGAAUAUGAUGUUGUGUUGGUUCCAUCGGAUGGUGGUUGUUUAUCGGGAUCAGAAUCGGAUGACUCUGAUUGGUCAAUCGGAUGGCUAGAACCGCAUGGUGCUGGUUUUUGUAGUGAUGAUGACGAUGACGAUUCGGAUGAUAGUUUUGCUGUGUUGGUGCCAUGCUAUGGUCGUGGUCGUAGUGAUGUUAACCCGAAGAAAUCCCCAACCGACAAGUUUACUAUUGGCGUUGCGCAAGUCCCCGACAUCUAUUCUCCUGAGAGCGAAGCGUACAUGGAACAAUGGCUGUCAUCCCUACAGCACAACUGAGCGCUCUACGUUAGCCCAUUAACUGUAAAUAUGUAUCUAUAUGUAAAAAGAUAUUGGUUUAGUUCAUGUAGCGGUGGUGAUGCUGACGCUGCUACUAACUAUUAUUAUUUCGGGUUUAAAAUGAUCAUUAUUCGUGAGGACAAGAAACAGAUCUUUGUGUCAAGAACACUGACGCUGUAAAGAGACGGCCAAAAUGAACUGAAGAUCGACUCGUAUUGUGUUCGGAUUAGCAUUGAUCUGGAAAAAGAAACAAUUGAAGUAAAAUUAAAAUUUGUUGGGUGAUAUGUGAUGUGAUGUAAAAUAUUUGUAUGAUGUGUACAUAUUCAUGGAAGUGAGGGUGAAAAAAAAAUCAAUUUCCAAAAAAAAAAAAAAACUAUUGAUAACAAUUCUUGUAAAUUUGAUUCUAAACUCAAUGCAGUUUAUAUGUUUUUUCGUUGUAAAGCCUUAGUUUGUCCCUAUGGUUUUUGUUAUUUAAUAAUAUAACAUAUUAGUUUGUA
Messenger RNA from Helianthus annuus (common sunflower), 1248 nucleotides. RefSeq lists its product as uncharacterized. The record is from RefSeq and is a predicted model, not a curated record. The transcript has 3 exons. Lineage: Eukaryota; Viridiplantae; Streptophyta; Magnoliopsida; Asterales; Asteraceae. Bases 227 to 751 code for a protein of 174 amino acids.